AUGUCAACAGCCCCUGCAGAGUUUGCUGCACUCGAGGGCUUUCCCCUCUGCUAUGAGCUGUGGCUGGAGCUUUGGGUGGCCAUAAAGAAAAUAAAUCUUCAAGAACUGAGGAGGAAGCAACUAACUUUUCAUGAAAUCAUGAUCAUGAAGAGGCAUAGGAGUCCCAGUGUUGUGAAUUAUUUAGACAGCUACCUUCUGAGUGAGGAGGAACUCUGGCUGGUUAUGGAGUACAUGGACGGAGGUGCCCUGAGCGAGGUCAUCAGCAAGACCAGCCUGUCUGAGGAUGACAUGGCAGCCAUCAGUCGGGAGUGCCUGCAAGGACUGGAUUUUCUUCACUCAAACCAUGUGAUCUACCGAGAUGUGAAGAGCAGCAACAUCCUUCUCAGAACCGACGGCUGUGUCAAGCUGGGUCAGUAUAUUCUUGGUCAGGUGCAGCAUUCCAGGGAUGUGGGGCUACGGGGCUGCUUUGAGUGGCUGCCAGCUCCCCAAAAAUGGUGCCGGUGGCAGUUCAGAGGCACCCGCUAUGAGCUGAUGACGCGGCUGUAA
Pyrgilauda ruficollis (rufous-necked snowfinch) is the source of this 546-nucleotide messenger RNA. Its product is annotated as serine/threonine-protein kinase PAK 3-like. The coding region runs from base 1 to 546 and encodes 181 amino acids. Gene Ontology annotation, molecular function: protein serine/threonine kinase activity; ATP binding. NCBI's taxonomy places the organism in Eukaryota, Metazoa, Chordata, Aves, Passeriformes, Passeridae. The transcript has 4 exons. Gene Ontology annotation, cellular component: cytoplasm. The record is from RefSeq and is a predicted model, not a curated record. Gene Ontology annotation, biological process: regulation of axonogenesis; regulation of MAPK cascade; protein phosphorylation.